This is a messenger RNA of Closterium sp. Naga37s-1, 1137 nucleotides long. NCBI's taxonomy places the organism in Eukaryota, Viridiplantae, Streptophyta, Zygnematophyceae, Desmidiales, Closteriaceae. The record is from the annotation of a GenBank genome assembly.
AUGAUCUUCGCGCAGGUCGCGGACGCGGUCAGAUGGUGCCACGUGAACAGAAUUGCGCAUCGCGACAUCAAACCCGAGAACGUUCUCAUCACCACCGUCGCCGCAACCGGCGCCCCAGACUCGCCCGACACGCUCGAAGCGCGCCUCGCGGAUUUCGGCCUCGCGAUGGAGAUCCCGACGGGCUUCUCUCUGCGCGGCGCCGUUGGCAGCGCGCCGUACGAGGCGCCGGAAGUUCUGGCGGGAGAUCUUUACAGCUUCGGCGCAGACGUCUGGUCGCUCGGUGUGCUUCUCUACGCAACCAUCUCCGCUAAAUGGCCCUCUUUUCCCGGAAACGUGCGCAAGUUUCUGCCGGAGGUCGAUUUCUCCGUCGCGCCCUGGCCGUCCGUGUCGGUUGAGGCGAAGGAUCUCAUCCGUCGGAUGCUGACCUUGGACACGAGCCAACGGCUGGAUAUCGACGGCGUUCUGGCGCACCCGUGGCUCCGGAUCGCAUCAGCUCCGAUCCCCGACAUCGGGUUCUCCAUCAGACGAGACGCGCCGCGACUCGUCCCGCAGCAGCGGCGGCGGCGGCAGCGGAAGCCGUACCAACAGCAGGAACAGCAGCAGCAGCAGCAGCAGCAGCAGCAGCAGCAGCAGCAGCAGCAGCAGCAGCAGCGUCAGGCCGGUGAGGUUGAAGCGGGAGGUUCCGCUCGGCAACAAAAAGCAAUCUCACACCCCUUCCGCGGCCGUCUCCCGUCUCUCUCCCAAAGCUCCGUCGCCCAGGCGGCAAUUCCGCCACUCCGCCUCUUCUCAGUCGCUCUGCUCCGAGGGACUGCCUCUCCAGCCUCCCAAGCUGCCUCCAUUCCACCGCGCAUCUCCCUCCGCGUCGCCAUCGCCCCGCUCUUGCCCGCCGCAAGGCAUCCCGCUUCAGCCCUCCACCCCCAAGGCGUUUCCUUCGUUCCCUCAGGCAUCACCCACAGCAGCCGCCGCCUCGCCAUCGCCCCGCUCUUGCCCCCUGCAGGGGAUUCCCCUUCAGCCGUCCACCCCCCGGACCCCCAAAGCUUCUCCCUCUCCUCGCGGCAAGACACGCACGGGAGCUACUACCGCCCUCCCGAAGGGUCCCUCGGCUCAAGGGACGGCGGCAGAGGUCUCGUCUGUUAA